Molecule: messenger RNA, 489 nt
Organism: Mesorhabditis spiculigera
Lineage: Eukaryota; Metazoa; Nematoda; Chromadorea; Rhabditida; Rhabditidae
Source: the annotation of a GenBank genome assembly
AUGCUGCCCGCAAAUGGCCACUACGAUGGCAUGUUCAGCGACGAGACGAUCAUCAUCAGCGACCCGUCAGGAGUGGCAUAUGAUGAAAUCGAAGCAAUAGAAGCGAUAGAGGUUGAUGGGCAAGAAGAUGCCAUCGAAAUCUACAGCGAGUACCGGGGACGCAGCGUGAAUGCCCUUGGAAUGCCGUCUCCUCUCAUUGGCGGCGAUCAGGCCGAUGCACAAUACGACGAUGAUGUGCGGUUUCAAGCCUUCAUCGCCGCACGACUGGCCGAGCUGAAUGACCGAGACAAAGCUUUCAUCAAAUUGGAGAUCCAGCGGAUUUUGCUUGACGCCAGAGUGGGAGCCGGCACUGCAGCAAAUAUGAUCAAACAGCGGGAAGACGCCGUCCGCUUCGACCAAGAACACGAGCCCUCUCCGGGUGACCACACCCCCGUUCACAGCCCACCGCAAAGCCCCCAGCUUGUCGCCGAUAUCAAGCAGAUGAAGGAU